Molecule: messenger RNA, 1068 nt
Organism: Selaginella moellendorffii
Lineage: Eukaryota; Viridiplantae; Streptophyta; Lycopodiopsida; Selaginellales; Selaginellaceae
Exons: 4
Coding region: 1-1068 (355 amino acids)
Source: RefSeq, a predicted model, not a curated record
AUGGUAAUGCAAGCCGGGAUACGCUGUGCGGUUUGUUCUAGGGCGCGAACGAGAAAACGACUGUUAAGCGUGGGAGAGCAAGAAGAAGCGCGAGAAGGCUCGAUGCUGUCAGGAAAUGAGAGCGUCGUCGUUACUCCACGUCGAGUCAGGAUCGAUGAGCGCGCGACAAGAGCUGUCGAGCAGAAGCUUGUUCGGCUUGCCUUGCUCACAGGCGAGGAGGAAAAUCAAGAGCUCUACAGCCCAAGCGACUUGAUCAUCGGAACAGCUCCCAACGCUGAAGCUUUCUCCAGGUGGGCAUCGGGAAACAGGAAGUUCCUCUGUGAUUUCAUCGGAGGAAAGAUCAUCGCAAGGGAACUCCCGCAUAACCCCCAUGGGCAAGCUCAGUUGAAGGUGGGAGCUGCUUUUGACGCACAAGCAGGUGGAUUGCUUGUGGUGGCGACGGCUGUUACCUACAAGCCGGAUUUCGGGGGGGAUCUUUACGAGCCUGACGUGACAGUGCAAGUGCGUGGACAAAGUUCUAUUCUUCCUCCUGGUGUCACGGCUUUGAGAACCUACGGGGCUAUCGUCAUCGAGAUCGCAACAUCCCAGACGCCCAAGAAUCUUCACGAGCGAGCUGCGAUCUUCCUUGGACCAGACUAUCCUCGUUGCGAGCUCUAUAUCGGUCUCAAAAGGUUCAACGAGAGAGCUAAUGGAACUAUCGCUAUGUUGGCUUCGGUCUAUGAAAGGCCAGGAGCUGGCGGAGGGGCGGCCGGAGCUGGAGGUGGAGCAAGGGGUGGGGGACCAAUGCCCAUCCGGCUUGUCUCAUUUGGGACCUGCCCUUUGGGCCCAAAUGCAACCUGGAGAAAUUCUCCGAUUCUCACCAGGGUUGGACAUGGUGGCCUUGCUUUAAAUGGUCCAGGACUUGCAUCUUACAUCCUGUGCUUCCCAGCUCCACAGGUUUUUACGACGUUUGUUCCUCCUGGAGGUGGAGCAGUGGGAGUUCCACCAGCUGGUGCACCUGUGAACUACGAGUUGGAUCUUUAUUAUAUCCAACAAGCUUUUUUAUGCCCUUUUGAACCCACGUAUUGA